Schistosoma spindalis is the source of this 5021-nucleotide messenger RNA. NCBI's taxonomy places the organism in Eukaryota, Metazoa, Platyhelminthes, Trematoda, Strigeidida, Schistosomatidae. The record is from the annotation of a GenBank genome assembly.
AUGCAUCAGCUUAUUUCAAGUUCAUUUGAUACUGAUGAUAACAGUACAGGAAUGAAUAAUAAAGGUGUUGACAAUAAUAAUGCAAAUAAUACAAAUGAUAAUAUUAUUCGUAAAACAAAAGUAACCAACACAACAAGCGGUUAUGAUGUAACAGUUAAUCAUAAUUUGAAAAGAUCAUGUAAUUCAAUAAAGAAAAUAUUUGGUCGAAGAAUAAUUUCUACAUCAUUUUCUGAAACAACUAGUAAUAUACAUUGGAAUAAAUUAUCGGAUGAUGAUAGUUCAUCGGCUUUAACAUCAAGACUAACGAGUAAUAAAUCAUCAUAUGUAUCUUUUGAAAAUUUAUCAGGAAAUUAUACAAUACCAUUGACAUCAUUUGUUACAAAUGAGUUAGUGACAACUACAAUAUCGACCGCAAUAUCAUCAGGAAAAAAUACAAGUGAUAUGAAAAUGAGAAAUAAACCCACAUCAACUGAUUUAUUAAAUGUAAAAAGGAAACUUCAAAGGCAGUGGGCUACAUGUAGUUCAUUGUGUAACAAUAAUAAUUCUUACAAUAUUUACCAAACAAUUAACAGUACAGGAUUAUAUGAUAUAAAUUCGAUAACUUCAAAUCGUAGGUCUGGAACAACAGAGAGAAAAAAUAAAUCUCGGUGGUUAUCUUUAUGGCGUCAGUCUUUUGAUCGUGGGAUCGAUUCAACAACAAAUUGGUCGAAUAAAACAAGGGUUGACAUGAGAAGAAGAUUAUUUAGGAAGCUUGGAUACAAAUCGGCAAAUGAAAUGUAUUUAUCUGAAAAUACCUCAUUAACAAGUGAAUCAAAUGGAUAUAUAAAUAAUGCCGGAAGAUUUCGUUCAGAGAUUAAUAUAGUACCUAAUAGAAAGAUAAAAGAAUCUUCACCUAAUUAUCUUAAUUCAAUAUCAUUUGAUUUAUCAAUAAAACUGAAAGAUUCAUUUAAUUCAUUAACAAAAAAUCAUUUAUCUAUUGAAAAUAUUGAAAAUACUAAUGAUAAUGAUCGUAUUAAACAUAAUGAUUAUUUAUCUAGAUCUGAUAAAUCACAAUCAAAUGAAAGAAUUUCUAAUCUUCAUUCAAGUGGAUUUAGUGAUACACAACUUAUUAAUCAUUUCAGGGAUAAUUUACUUACAAAUCAAAAUCAAAAACAAUCACAAAGAUCAUCAUAUGAAAUUGGAUUAAAUCAAUUAUAUAAUUCUGAAAUUCAAUCCAUUUCAACAAUGCAACAAUUACAAUCAUUUGAAACAGGUACUAAUGUAACAAAUUUUGAUGAUGAAUACUUUAUGUUUGAUCAUGAUCCAUAUUCAAUUUAUAAUAAUAAUAAUUCAGGAAUGAAUUUUAAAACUAAUACUACACCAUUACAUUUAGAAAAUCCUGAACGAGAGACAAGAUGGUAUUUCAAAUACUUUCUUGGCAAAUAUCAUCAACUACACUGUGGUUACCUUACCGAACGUGAUCCAUUUUUACUGGCUGUUGUCAAAGAUGAUAUACAAACAUAUGGAAUUAGUCAAUAUCGUGCAAUUUUAUGGAGAAAAACAGGUAGUCAAAAAUUAUGUAUAUCAUAUAAUCCGACAAAUGCAUUGACCGCAAAAAAGGUAUUAAACUUUUUUGAUAUUCAUCGGGUAGAGAAAGGACCACGUGGAAUAUUGAAUUUUGAAGCACAAAAAGAUGCACUUACUUUAGAAGAACAAGAAGGUUCAGUAAAUUUUAAAUUUGGAGUACUUUAUUGCGUUGAAGGUCAAACAUCAGAUCAAGAAAUGUAUAACAACGAAAAAGGGAGUGAACAAUUUGAACGUUUUAUUGAUCUUCUCGGGGAAAGAAUUGGCUUAAAAUCUUGGGAUCGAUUUAAAGGUGGCCUAGAUACAAAAUCGAAUACAACAGGUAUUGAUUCAGUAUAUACAAUUUAUGAAGGUCAUGAAAUAAUGUUUCAUAUAUCCACUUUACUACCAUAUUCAACAGAGAAUCGACAACAGAUUGAACGAAAACGCCAUAUUGGGAAUGAUAUAGUCAAUAUUAUAUUUGUUGAUGGAUGCCCACCUGGACAACAACCAUCAUGGACUCCAUCUAUGAUGAGAACUCAUUUUACUCAUAUAUUUGCUGUGGUAACAUAUGAUAAUGAAGCCAAUGUUUAUAGAUUGAAUAUAUUUGCUGAAGAAUCAGUUCCAUUUUUUGGACCACCACUUUAUAAUCCUCCAGAAUUUAAAAAUCCACAAGAAUUUCGUGAAUUUCUUUUGGUAAAAUUAAUCAAUGGUGAAAAGGCUGCCUUUAGAUCACCAGUAUUUGCACAAAAACGACAACGCACCUUAGAAAUGUUAUUGAAUGCGAUAUGCACUACUUAUACAAGUGAAGCAAAUAAUGGUGCAAUUUAUAGACGAGCAUUCAGUGAUGUUGUAGUGGAUUCAUUCAAUGGAGUGACAACAAGUAAAGAACAAAGUCGUAAUGAUGCUCAUAUCAGAUAUGGACAAAUGUUGAAGUUAAAUACAAUAAUCAGAGGGGACGCUCCAACUAGUUCCAUAACUAGUGGUCAAUCAAGAAAAAAUUUAUGGCAACCUAAAUUAAUAUAUAAAUGUACUCAAUCAGAGAUUAUAUGUGGAGAUGUUUGGGGUGAACAACUAAUUGUGAGUACUGAACAAGGAACGUUUGGUUUUAAAGAUCGUGAACCGCCUGUUUUAUUAAUUGAUAAAAAUGUGGAAGUGAAACAAUUAGAAGUAGCUCAAUUCGAACUACUGAUCAUUCGAUAUGAUAAAGGUCGUGAAGGUAAAGUUGCAGUGAUACAAUUAAAUUGUCUAACAUCAACUAAACCAAUUGAUCGAUCACAAGCUAAAAAACUCAGUUUAGAAAAAACAAAAGGUGCUCAAUUAUUCGCUGUUAGUAAAAGUCCUAGUCAUCCAUUAAGACUAGCAGCUGCUGUAAAUCGAAAAAUUGUAAUUUUUCAAUGGCAUUUAUUUACUGGUCGUUCUUUGUCUUCAUGGAAUCAAUUAGCACAACCAGAUCCUGUUGAAAAUUUUCAAAUAAUUAGAGAAGUUCAUAUGAUCGAUCCCAUACAAACUUUAAGUUUUGUCGAAGGUAUUCCCGGUGGGAAACUAUGUGUAGGAUAUAGAAACCAGUUUAUUUUAUUAGAUGAACGAAGUAAAGAAACAACCCAAUUAUUUCGUACUGAAGGUAGUCGAAAUCAAGUUGUUUCUGCAUUGGAAUUAUGGGCUGACGAUGAACAUGAAUUGUUACUUUGCUUCACAAGAACAUGUCAUUUUCAAAAACUUGCCCUAAUUACACUUGGUAUUGGUAGUUGUCGUCAACCGAUUCCUACUAGCUGCCCAUCUGAUUCAAGCUUUAACUGGAGUAUGAAGUCAUCAAUGGAGAUAAAUACAAAUAAAUCAUCACCAGCAUUAUCUCAAGUACAAGGAUCUACUUCAAUGGAUUCCCCAAAUUCAACAACAAGUGGAUCAUCAAUAGCUAGAAGUUGUUCUCCUGAACCAUCGUUCAAUUCCAUGAAUUUAAAUUUACCAUGUGAAGAAAAGGUGAAAGCAAGUGAUUGUGAUUUUGCAUGGACAUUCGAACCACAACAAGUUGCUGUAUGCUUUCCAUACAUUUUCGGAUUUAAUCCAUCGGCAAUUGAAAUACGUUUAUUAAUUAAUGGAAGCUUAGUGCAUACAAUGCUUGUAACUGAUUGUCGGUUAAUUACUGUUAAGGGUGACAUAUAUUUUACAUCGACUUCAGAAACAUUAGAUUAUAAGACGAGUCCAACAAUCAAUAAUACUGCCGUUACAAGUAAUACUAGUAAUGAUAGCAUUACAAAACAAAAUGAGAUAAAGUCUGUAUUACAAGCAGUAGAUCAAUUAAAUCUAGACGACAAUCACCAAACCAAUGAUUCUUUAAUUUACCCAGAAAUUUAUGAAACUCAUAAAAAUUUACAUUCAUCAUUUGAACAAGAUCAAAAUGAAUUACAAACAAAUUCAUUUUCUACUAUACAAACUAUUUUAUCACCUUCAUGUUCUAAUAUGAAUUCACCAACUGGUAUAAAAAUUUUAACUUUAAAUUCAAUGAAUAAUAGUACAAAUUCAUCAUCAAUUGUAUCAUCAUUGAAUUCAACAAAUAAUGAUUUAAAUCCAUCACAAACAAAUUUUAUUUAUAAAAUACCAAUUUAUAGUUCAAAUAAAUAAAUAAAUAAAUAAAUAAUAAUAAUAAUAAUAAUAAUGGAAACCGAUUGUAAGCAUAAAAAGCAUUUUAUAAAUAACUACAUACAGAUAUUAUUUAUUAUCUUUAAUAUGUGUAUUAUAUAACUGAAUAGUUUGUGAUCACAAUGAUUGAAAAGAACUCAUAAACCAAUUAGUGAUAAUCAUGAUAAGAAGAAAAAGUUAAAGAGAAAAAUGAAAAAAAAUAAAUGAACAUUACCGUAUACUUGUUGUGAUAAAUAAAUUAUAAAACUUUUCUUUUUUUUUACUAUUCUAUUUGUUAUAAACAAUUUUAAAUAAAAGUAAGAAUUAUAAAACUUUCAUGUCUUGAACAACAACAACAACGAUGACAACGGCAACGACGAUAACAACAACGACAACAACAAAAAGAAUGUUUUGUUCGUACUACAAUAUAAUAAAUAACAACAGAAUGAACAUUAACACUGAGUUAAAUACUUAUAACCAAUGAAAAAUUCUUUUUUUUUCUUGAUAAUUAUGAAACUUUUAAGAAGAGAAUAAAAGUUAGAAAUUGAUUUUUCCUUUCAUUAAGAAAGUAUCAUAAAAACAACAUAUAGAUACAAAUAUAUACUCUGAAUGAGAAUCGACUAUAUGGUAGUGUAGUCAAACUAAUAGAUAAUCUAAAUGUUUGUGAUAGACAUUUUGUGUGUGUGGGUGUGUGAACAGAAAUGUACCUUUUUUCCUAUUUAAAUUAUAUAUAUAUAUAUAUAUAUAUAUAUAUAUAUAUAUAUACCAUCUAUAAAUUGUAUUGUUUCACCACUUUGUGUACUGUAUUUCGUGUAAAAUGUGCUAUCUUUAAGUAAAUAAAAUGUUUUUUUGGAAAUAAA